UCCCACUGACCAUGUAAACAACUAAAUUAUAUCCUGUUAUACGAUAUUUGUGUGUUGACAGUUGUUAAAAUUUGAGUCAAUGGCUGUAUUUGAAAAGAAACUGUCACAGAAAUUGUCAAUCGAUGACACUGUUGUAUUAACUUGUGUAAUUGAAGCUGCACAAAAAUCAGCAGAUCAUAUGGUAUAUAGUGUGAGAAUUCAAUAUGGACCAAAGCCUGAGAACAGCUGGACAUUGCAGAAACGUUACAGUGAUUUUGUAGCAUUGGAUACAGAGCUCAAAAUUGCAAAUAUUGAUGUACAACUGCCCCCCAAAAAAGUCUUUGGAAACUUUGAUAGGGAAUUUGUAGCUGAAAGACAACAAGGUCUUCAGAAAUAUACUGAUACCAUACUUGUUCAUCCUUUACUUGCUAACAGCCAAGCUGUGAAGAAAUUCCUGAGCCCAGACAAUUAUACGCUUAAUCAGACAGAGAUUGCAUUGCAGCAUGUUUCCAUGGUGUUUAGGUCUGAAAACAAAUGGGAUGUUAUAGAAGCAUUACCAGAUAUAGGAUGGAGGUUAAGAAAAGAAUAUAUUUUAGUGAAACCAAUAGAUCAACCAAAAAUUAAAGAAAUUUUAGCAUGGUGUGAUUAUGGGCCUGACAAAUUUAUGCCAGAGAAGGAACUUGCAGCUGUACUGAGGAUUUUCCCAUCAAUACAACAUCCAAAUAUUUAUCCUGUGACCUUUGCUACAGCCAAUGAAAGUGGAGGACUUGUAAUACAAAGUUUUUGUGAAAAAGGAACAUUAAGAGAUCUUAUUUGUAAAUGUAAACCAAAGGUUCAUUACUUGAAAAAAUAUGGAAAUCCAAAAUCUUACUCAAUCUUAGAACCAGUGGUAAUCAAAACAUUUGGUAAACAGAUUCUUCUGACAUUAAAAUAUUUACAAGAAAAAUGCAUUCCUUAUGGUCAUUUACAUGCUGGAAAUAUCAUAGUUGAAGGUCAAGUGUGUAAAUUUCUGGAUCUUCAAAACUGGUUUCUAGGGUUACCAUCAUAUUACAGACCAUUUUUUGUACAGUUUAAGAAGAUUCAGACAACAGAAUCCAUUGAUGUUUAUUGUUUUGGACAGUUGUUGUAUGAGAUGACUUUUGGUUCACAGCUGUAUGCUGCCACAUGUGAUAAUUUCCCUCCGUCCUGCCCUCCACAGAUUAGAUCUGUUUUGGAGUCUAUUUUAACUUCUGAAGCAUGUAAAAAUGGUUUACCAACUGUAGCAGAUUUACUUUCUCAUCCUCUAUUUUCAGACAUAACACUGCCAUUAAUGGACAAACCAAUACUAAAGAUACCAAGUAAAUUAAAAGAAUUCAUCAGAACAGCAAAAGAUGAUGUGGAGAAGAGGUUACAUGAUGAACAAAAAGUGAUACAUAAAAUUAAGAGGAUGUCCAAAGCUAAAGAAUUCCAUAUGUCAGAGGAAGAAAAGAAGAAGAGAAGGAAGUCAAAGAAGAAAGCAAUGGAAAAUGGUCAACCAGAGUCAUCUUCAUCUUCAUCAUCAACAGCAGUGACAUCUAGUGAGAACCCUACAACACCAGUAACACCAACUACUCCUGCUUCACCAGCUCCUCCAGUACCAGCUGCCCCACCAGCUCCUCCUGCCCCACCCCCUCCUGGUGCUCCACCACCACCACCCCCUCCACCAGGUGCUCCUGCAGCCCCUCCUCCUCCCCCUCCACCAUCUGGUCCGGCAGCACCUUUACCUCCAGUGUCCAAUGAAAGAGGUGCUCUACUAGGAUCUAUACAGAAUUUCAGUAAAGGUGGACUGAAGAAGGCAGUGACGGUUGAUAAAAGUGCACCAAAGGUUUAGGCAAAAUAUGGCAUUAUCAGUAUUGAAGACAUUUACUAUGUUAUAGGUUGAAUUUGAAUCCAUUGAUUGACAUGCAUCAAAAACAUUGGUUUGUGCAUUUAUUUUUUUUAAUUUAUUUUAAUGUUGUUAUCCAUCUUUUUAAUCAAAUCAAAUUGUUGUAAAUCAUGAAAGUAAUUUUACUUUAUCAUUUAAAUACAUUUUAUUUUAUUAAAGUCAGUAUAAUCAAGACAGGGGUGGAUUCAGAUGGGGGGCAUUAAUUAGAAUACUUUUCUUUUUUUAAAAAUGAUCUAUCACUGUAGCAUUUUAGUAAAUAUGAUUAAUUUGUGGAGUGUGAAAGGAAAAGAGGUAGCUGGAUAUGUCUUUAAUUUUAUUACAAAUGGGACGAUUUACUAUGAAAAGUAAUGGUCAGCAUCACAGCUGACUACCAGAAUCAAACACAUUUUAGCUCCUUGUAUUUAUAUAGAAUAUGUGAAAAUAAUGAGAUACAAUGCUCUUUUGUUCAUUGAAAUAGUAUUUUGACAUUUUUAAGAUUUUUUCCAUUUUAUUUUUUUUUUGUCAAUGUAGCCAUAUAAUUAGGUAUAUUUGCAAGUGCUUAUUGGAGAAUACUUUUUUGAAUGCUGAGUUAUGUUAUAUUUUGUUGCAUAAUAAUUAUAGAAAAAAUACUGUAUGUUUUCUCUUUAGUGAAAAUAAUGUAUUAUUGUAGAUUGUAUAUUUUACGAUUCAGGGCUACUCAUCCAGCAAAAGGUACCAGUAUCUCUAACCAUAAAUUACAGUAUAUUGUUAAGAGAAUGCCAAAAAUUUGUCCUAAAAAUCAUUGUUUUGAAGGGUUUUUUUUAUGAAAAAUAUCUGUUGAUUUCAACCUGUUUCAUAAUAUGUAUUCCCAGCCUUUUUUACUCUGAAAUAUAUUUCACUUUGCUGACAUAUUGGGUGAUUAAAACUUUGUAGCAUGUAUAUGUGUAGUAAUGGUGUUUUCACCUAAAAUUUAGUAGAGUUAUCUUUCCCUUGGUAAGGUACCUUCUCUGUGGUAAUGUUGAGGGAAUAACAAACAAAUGUGAUUUAAGUGCCCUGCCUUUGAUAUCGAAGGCAAUAUGUUUUCUGGUCAGUGCGUUGUCUGUCUGUUUGUCAACCCAUCAAGUAUCAGACUAUAGUUUUGAAUUUUAUGUAGUUAACCAAUAAGUUGCGGUAACGUCAACUUAAAAUUUAGAACGCAUGUUCCUUAUGAUGUGAAGGUUUUUAAAUAUAUGCCAAAUGAGGGGUAUGACCCAGAUUUUGUAAUCACUGAACAUGGAAAUUUGAUAGCAUGCAGGGCAUGCUGUCGUAUGGACAUAUAUUUUUGUUACUAGAAAAGAAUUGAAUUGAUAAAUAAAGAAAAAAAUAUUGAUCAAGAAGACUGGGGAUUUGGAUUCUUAUAAUAUAGUAAGUCUUUUUUGGAACAAUAAGAUUUCAAAUCAAUGCUUCGACAUUUGUCAUUAUUUUGGAAGUAACACCAAAAACGUUUUUGGUAAAUCCUCCAAAAGGGAAAGAACUCUAACUGUACCUGAAUUAUGAAAAGAGGAAUUUAGCUCUUUCCUGUAAAAUGAUUGCAUUCUGUUUAGUGUUUACAUGAAACUGUAUGAACCUUUGUCCCUGAUAUGUUAAAGUGCUAGUUGUUUCAGAAAAAUUAUGGAUAUUCUUUGAUCACAGUUCUGAUUUACAGUAAUUAUUACUCAACUGUCUAGUAGAGUCAUAAACUUUAAGGUGAAUGAGCUAAAGAGAAAUAGAUUUAAAUCAUUAGGUGAUAAUUUAUUAUAAUAUGUUAUUGGUUUAUAAGUUAUGUUUGUGCCAUAUUUUACACUGUAAUCAUGUUUACUUUACUCAAAGUUUUUCCAUAAUACAACCAUUGACACGUUUUUUUUUUUUACCUGUGAUGAAUGUUCCACUGUAUUAUGAGAUAGUUAUCUCAUCAAAGUCUACUCCAUCCUUUUUCUCCAAUAUAUCACUUUUGAAUUGUUUCAUAUUUUGUCAUGUCCGAGCCAUUUAUAUCUUACUAUAUGGUAAAGGUUUUGUUCAUUGUUGAAGGCCAUUAAGUGCCCUUUGGGUUGUUUCCAUCCUCAUCCUUUGGUCUCUGGUGGGUAGUUGUCUCAAAUGCAAUCAUACUACAACUCCUUAUCUUUAUAUAGACAUUUAUUUUAUCUGCCAAAGUACUGAAUUCGGUUUUAAGAAGGAAGUUUUCCACUUUUUCAAAUAAGACUUAUGCAUCAGCAUUUAUCCUACAAUAUAAAUGUGAACAUGAACAAUUUAGAAUUUUGGUUGCAAAGAUUUUGAAGGAUUAGAUUAAUAUUAAACAGAUGUCACAUUUUUCAGGUAAUUGUAUCAAUGACUUUUUAAGUUUUCAAUGUUUCUUGGAACAGCAUUUCUCUGGUUGUCACCAUGUGGUCACAGUAUACUCCACAUGUCCAUGAUGUCAUUUAUGCUAUAGUUGUUGUCAAGCUAUUGGAAAUACUUAGAAAGAGACUUUACUUUAAAAAAAAGCAGCACGCAAACAAGAGUAUUGGUUUAAAAUCUCUGCCGAGGAAAGAUGGAAUUGCAAAAGAAAGUCUGAUUUUAUAAAGGUUUUUUUUUGCAUACCGUAUUAAUAAUGAGCGUAUGCCUUGCAUGCAGGAUAUAUAAAGAAAUCAUAGUGGAAAAAAAUUCUUGUGACCCUGGCUUCACAGUACAAUAGCCAUGUUUUGAACAAUGCUGAAAUUUGAAAUAGUAAUAUUUAAAAUUAUAUAAGCUAGGUAAAAAAACUGAAACAUAGCUUACAAUCAGUGCAAUUUGGGAGAACAUUAACUAUUUUAUGAUUUUUAUACAUGACAAAAUCAACGGAAAACAGUACUUUUUUUCCCAAAAUUGCACUGAUUGUAAGCUUGAUUUUUACUUCUUUCAGUUGCUCUUACUUGAACAAGUACCAGAAUGUCCUACCACAAUGAAGUUAACCUGCAGAAAAAUUAUAUACUCCAGAGUCAAAAGUCAGUAAUGUGAAAAGGAUCUAUUGAGAUUACUUUUAAUUUUAAUAAGUCAAUCUUAUGUGUUGAAUAUCAUAUGUAGCAAUAUCCCUUUUUAAUACUUGUAUGUUCAAGUAAGGACUGACCAGGGUAAUUUUGACAUAAAGGAAAGUUAUCAUUGAUUGAUAGGGCAAAUUGAUAAGCUUUUUGCUUACAUACAAUCUGCAGCUGCAAUUUUAUUUUCUACUAACCCAGGAAAAAGAGAAUUUUUUCCUACUUUACCAAAAUCAAGUUUUAAAUGCUAUUAAAAAAAUGUUAUAGUAAGUAUAUAUUUCACAGACUUUAAUUGUACUAUUAAAUUCACUUAUUUUGUGAGGAUUACCUAGGGAAGAAACACAAAAAACUGGACAACACAAUUUUGAAAUAAUAUUUGAGGUUGUAACUUUUAUUAAUUAGUAUUAGUGUUAUUUUCAGACAUGGUGUAUAAAUUAUGGCGUUCUAAUAAACAGUUAAAAGACCUCAACAAUCAUAUAAACCACAUUAUUUAAACGGCAGAUUUUAAACAUUCAGCGGUAGCGGUGUGUAAUUGUUAGUCUUUUCACCAACAAAUUCUGAAAAGAACUUUAAAUUUUAUUUUAUAAUUCUGUAAUUAAAACAAAUACUUGAUAUUGUGUCAGGUCAUAAUAUGUGGAAGAAUUUUGGGAAUCGACCACCUGUGAAAAAUACAUACUCAAUAUAAUUAAGUUUGUCUAUAUUUAAAUCAACUUUAAAGACUAGACAUAAAGUUAUUUAAAUGUGAUUGCAUAGAAUUGAAUAUCAUUUCAAUAUUUUAGAAGUAUGAGAAUAAAUAUUUUGAAGAGACCAUUUCAGUAGGCAAAAAUAAAUCUUUUUUUUUCUAAAAAUUUCAUCAACAGAAAAGGUACAUUAGUUUUCUCAAUAGAAUUGUUUCAUAUUUUUCAUGUGAGGGCCUUUUAUAGCCAUCUAUAUGGCAUGGAUUUUUCUGAUUGUUGAAGGCUGUACAGUUGCCUAUAAUUGCUUACAUCCACUUCAUUUGAACUUUGGUGGAUAGUUGUCUCAUUGGCAAUCAUACCACAUCUCCUUAUUUUUACAUUAAUCUUCAUUUGUUAAGUAAUAAAUGCUAAGAUACCAAAAGUAACAUUUAACCCACUCAUUUAAACCACUUUUCUGUAGUAAGAAUUAAUUUGAUACCCUGAAAAUAAAUGUUUAGAAAGCAGAGAAAAAUGCAAAUGUUAUUAAGGAGCAUGAAAACUGAAAAAGCCUGAAGCAUGAUAUACAGAUGACUUGUUUGUCAAAGGAGAAGAUUUUUACACUUGUUGUGUACAUGAAGGUUUAUGCCACAACGGUAAUUCCUUAUUAUUCAGGGAGUUGCUUUCUCAUAUACCUCAUCUUAUGUAAUUCUUUUCCAAUUAACAAGAAAAAAAAAUUUAUUUAUAGUUAGUUGAAUUUUUUUCUAAUUUCUAAUUCAAAUAAUUUUUGCCAUUUAAAAUUACCUGAAUGGAGAAGGUCAGGUGUAUUUAAAAGUGGUCAGUUUUAAGAUCAUUAAGUGUUAACAUUCUUUGCAUAUGAUUUUUUUUGUCCCUAGAUAGUAAAAUUAUACAAUUAAUCAGUGACCUCUUAUUACCUCACUUUUAUGUUUUUGACAUUAAUAAUUUAGAAUUUAGUGAGGUUUGUGAGAGUGUUACAUCUUCAACCUUAAAUACCUUAAAUUUUUGGUUUUCAAAAACAUUUCAUUUGGAAAAGUUGAAGUAUAAAGAGAGUAACUACACUGUCUCUUUAUUAAAAUUUGAUUUGUACCAGUACUCAGCUCGAAACAUGAUAGAAAUGAUCUGCAAAACCUGGCAUUCUACUAGUUUCUAUCCCUUGUACAAAUACAUUUUAUAUUUUGAGACAGUGUAUAGUGAUACUAAAUAUAUACAGAUUGAUAAAUGUGUUGUUUUUUGUGUUUAUAUGGGGGGAUAGGGUAAAGGAAAGGAGGGUAAAUAAUAAAAAGAAAAAUAUUUCACUUUGUUACCCAUUUAUUUUAUAGAAUUAUAUAUUUUGAACCUUAGAUUGGAAGAGAUAUAGGCCAUAGGAUUUUUGCUACUUUGUUUUAGAACAGCUUAGGUGCAGUUGAGUGUUAAAUGGUAUUAAAAGACACAUAGCAUCUGGGUUUGAUAAAAUCAAAACAAUACAAAACCAUAAUAUCAAGAGAUUGUAAAGUCAUUUAUACUCAUCUCAUAAAGAACAAAUUUUGUCUUUUGUGAUUUAUUUCUUAUGUUUAAGUGCAAUAUGAUUCAUGUUUUAACCAGAUUGUUGUUAUUCAUUAACCAUGAUUGUUAAAUGAUAUAUAUGUGAUAAAUAAAGGCAACUACCAUUAUGAA
Mytilus californianus (California mussel) is the source of this 7175-nucleotide messenger RNA. Its product is annotated as PX domain-containing protein kinase-like protein. Lineage: Eukaryota; Metazoa; Mollusca; Bivalvia; Mytilida; Mytilidae. Gene Ontology annotation, cellular component: extrinsic component of endosome membrane; late endosome; early endosome. Gene Ontology annotation, biological process: endosome to lysosome transport; protein targeting to lysosome; protein phosphorylation. The record is from RefSeq and is a predicted model, not a curated record. Gene Ontology annotation, molecular function: ATP binding; phosphatidylinositol binding; actin binding.